Molecule: messenger RNA, 3676 nt
Organism: Sclerotinia trifoliorum
Lineage: Eukaryota; Fungi; Ascomycota; Leotiomycetes; Helotiales; Sclerotiniaceae
Source: the annotation of a GenBank genome assembly
UGUUAUUGGGGAAAGAGGAAGACCUUGAAUCUAUUCACUCUCACUGGAUUUUCCUAUAUCAAUUUCUUUCUCAAUCUACAUACUCCUACUUCAAUUUCAAUCCCAAAACAAAAACUCCAUCAACUUGUCUCUUCACAUUUCUGAAUACUUCUGGUGUUUGCAAUCAAAGACAACUGCAACCUUUUCACGAAGCUUCUUUAACGAGAAGUGCACGAAGCUGCUCAUCCGUCUACAGAUUGACGCUGGGCUGAAUCUAAUUAGGAUAUCUCACAGAAUAUAGAUCGAUUCAUCAUGGCUGAAGCCGAAAAUUUCGAGGAAGAUCUCUUCGCUGAUUUGUAUGUCCCAUCCAUCUUAGAGUUUGCGAUGCCUUCCCAUUAUUUACUUUGGCGGUCGCACAUUUAUGAACGCACCGCAGAACCUCGAGCUGAUACAUUGCCUUAAGGUAUACCGAAGACGACAACGCCGCAAAUCCAGCAGAGGCAGUACCCGAACCUACUGCCCAGCCUUCAGCCCCUGCUACAGAAGUAAGAGCUGAAGUGAAAGCCGAACAAGACAUUGAGCAAAAUCCACAAAAUGGUGAUAGAGAUGGAGAUCAACAAAUGUAUAACGGUGACCAAGACAUGGAUGAUGAAAUAGAUUUCAAUUUGGGAAGCGGGAAUGAUAAUGGGAAUGGCACUGGUUAUGAUGCUCCUCCAACUAGAGAUGAAGCACAGGGACCGGGUAUCAAGGAAGAUGGGUAAGAUUGCAGAAUUUUUCUUUAGCACUUCACCAGUUACUAUAUUUCAAACCUGCAACAUGACUGUAGAUACCCUUGAGCUUUGGGCUCAAUUCACAUCAAGGCAUGAGAUGAAGACCAUGGAUAUGAUAAAACUAGGUCUUUGUGGAUGGAGGCAGGAGGUAAAGACAACAAUACUGGAGUUAGGCUCAGGCAUGGGGUCAAUUGAGCUGAUAUGGGCGAAAUAAAAAAUGGGAGCUUUUGGGGGUGUAGGGUAUUAUGUUAUGGGUAUUGAGCGGACGAUCCAAUGUUAUAUCCUGCUUUGGGGCUGGGCAUAUACUUUGGGCUUGGUUUCCGACUACGGGAACGUGGAUAGGGAAUGGCGGUGGAACAAGCUCAGAGUCAUUUGAUUUGAGGUAAUGGGGUAUAAACCUCAUGCAUUCGCCACCCACAACAGCAAUAGUCAAACCUGCUGCUACUACUACUACAUAGCCUAUUGUCGAGAUAAUCUUCAUAGAGCCACAGACACAGAUAGGCCAUAGCCCAUAGCUUCGACGCCAGUACCUAGCAUCACGAUAGCAAAAGACACGAUUGUUUUUGGAUAUCUUAUGGUGCCAUCUGUUCUAUCGUUAUUGCAUGAUUCGCAGGCAAUCGCUUCGAUGGUAAUUCGUCUGGGCGUGUGCCUGGCAUUGACAUACUGCUGGAUUUACCGAAAGCUUCAUCAAAUGCCAAAUGUGGCCCAUUUAGAAUCCCAACCCACUUUUGCUCUUUCGCUCGCAGCCCAGUUAGAUUAUAUCUUCAACGAAAUGGAGGAAUGGACAUCAUCUCACUACUCCAGACAUAGAAACGGACCCUGGGAAAAAGCAUUGAUUCAAUCUUUGAGAAUUUCCAACACGGGAUGACUUCAUUGCCUGUUCUCUUGUCACAAUAGUAAUUGAUAAAAAUGGGCAACAUGCUAAUUCUUCUUGCGCAGUAAAAUGUUCAUUGGCGGGUUGAAUUGGGAGACUACAGAUCGUAAGAUGGCUGAAAACCAAUGUUAGGUUCAACUCCUGUAUGGCCACUAACUCUUAAAUUCUAGAAUCAUUGAAAGAGUAUUUCUCACAAUUCGGUGAGGUACUUGAAUGUACUGUUAUGAGAGAUGGUGCAUCUGGUCGAUCUAGAGGAUUUGGAUUCUUGACAUUCAAAGAUGCCCGGACUGUCAAUAUUGUCAUGGUUAAGGAACAUUACCUUGACGGCAAAAUAGUAAGACCCGAUCUCAAAACUUUCAAUAAUUCUUUACGCUCUUAUCCUUCCAAAUUUCACUAUUUAGCCUCAAAAAACAAAAGCUCACAUUCAACUUUCAAGAUCGAUCCCAAACGCGCUAUUCCAAGAGACGAGCAAGAACGUACAAGCAAGAUCUUCGUAGGUGGUGUCAGUCAAGAUGCUUCCGAGCAAGAUUUCAAAGAGUACUUCAUGCAAUUCGGACGGGUUGUUGAUGCCACUCUGAUGAUGGACAAAGAUACCGGUAGGCCGCGAGGAUUUGGAUUCGUCACAUUCGAUAGUGAAGCCGCUGUUGAAGCAUGCCUGGAAGGCCCACUUGAAAUUCAUGGGAAGCCUAUCGAGGUCAAGAAGGCACAGCCCCGAGGCAACAUACGGGAGGAGGAAGAAGUCAGAGGUCCACGAGGCGGUCGAUUUAAAAAAGGGGGAAACGCCGGUGAUGACUUUCAAAAUUCUAAUCAACAGCAACAAGGUGGUCAAAUGAAUGCUCCAGGCGGUAUGACUCCUCAGUUAAUGGCCCAGUACUGGCAGCGCAUGCAGCAAUAUUUUGCACUAAUGCAGCAACAAAUGGCCAUGGGUGGAGGCCGAGGACAAAUGCCAGGCGGAAUGCCCGGUGGUAUGAAUCCUGCUAUGAUGGCCCAAAUGGCUCAGAUGCAGCAAAUGCAACAAAUGCAGCAGCAAAUGCAAGGUGGAGGGGGGGCCGAUGCACGUAGUCAAAGCCCUCAAAGUCCAUCGGCUGGAAUGGCAGCAAUGGCCGGAAUGAAUCCAGCUAUGAUGCAACAAAUGCAGCAAAUGCAACAAAUGCAAAUGCAGCAGGCAAUGGGUGGACAAGCAGGUAAUUUCGCGGCUGGUGGUGGUAGUAACCCCGGUGGUCGAAUGGGCACACCCGGUUAUAAUGCAUAUGAACAAGGACUCUUCGAGCAACAAAAGUAUGAACAACAGCAGAUGAGACGAGCUCAGCGCGAGCAAUACGGCGCUGGUGGCGGCGGAUAUGGAAUGGGUGGAGGUGGAGGCGGGCCGACAUCUUGGGAGGGUAUGUACGAUGAUGUUCCUCAGCCAGGUAGUAGCAGUGGUGGCGGUGGUGGUGGUGGUGGUCGUGGUGGAUUUGGUGGUGGGAGAGGAGGUCGUGGAGGCGGGGCUGGAGGAAGUGACCGAGGCUCUGCUCCACCAGCCGUUGCGCCUAAUGCGCCUGCUGGUGCGCCAACGGGUCCAAAGAAUGCUGGAAAGCCUGGUGCGAACUAUAGAGGAGGUGGAAGGGGUGGUAGCAGAGGUUUCCAUCCUUAUGCUAGGGGAUAAACGGUUGUUUUUUUUCCUUGCUCCCUCAAAUGUGGCUGGACAGCGGUGUUUCCCGGGUAAAAUGCCAAUCUAUCUAUAUUCGAGUCACCGUCACAGAUGAGCUGGGACCCGCCGAUGCAGUUAUAUCCUUUCUAUUUUUCAGAAUCACACAUUCGCAUAGCCUUCAGCUGCUUUCGGCGACUGCUCUCAUUUAAAUUUUUCUUUUGGUUUUUCUUUUUGUCAACUGGAGCUGCGGUGUGAAAUUGCAAAAAGAUCCAUGGAUUUUUCAGAUUCCAGUAAUCAUUUCACUUGCAAAACCAUUAGCAUUGAAAAAAAAUUGAGGUGGGACUAGUAUUCCGACAUGAACUCUACGUACCUGUAUAUUAAAAAUAAGCAAAUCAAUUAAUGGGAAUGGAAAAGAGUUACUAC